Lobosporangium transversale is the source of this 3190-nucleotide messenger RNA. RefSeq lists its product as hypothetical. Lineage: Eukaryota; Fungi; Mortierellomycota; Mortierellomycetes; Mortierellales; Mortierellaceae. The coding region runs from base 390 to 3176 and encodes 928 amino acids. The transcript has 3 exons. The record is from RefSeq and is a predicted model, not a curated record.
UUCUUUUUCAUACGCACAUACACACAAGAGUGGUUGUUCCUCUCUCUUUCUUCUUCUCUUCCCCCUCUUUUUGUUGUUUUAUCAUUAAUUGUUUUUGAACCUCACCUCGCCUCCUCUUCAAAUGAGCCUUACUUAAUCACCUCUCUCUUCUUUUUCUUUUUCUUUUUCUUUUUAUUAUUCUUUUCAUUUGUUGUUGUUUCUCAUCAUUAUUCACUCUCUAUCGUAAACAUAUUCACACUCACUCUCUUUCUCUCUCUCUCUUACAUUUUCUCUCACACUCACAUUCACACUCACUUAUACCUUUAUAUACUCUCUCAUACACACCCGACCUUUUCAUAUCACCAAAGCAUCAGUAACAGUUUCUCAGCUAAAACCAUCUCAUUCCAACCAUGGCGAGUCCUCCUCCCAACAACAGCACUGUCGGCAUGAGGGUUCAUCAUCCAAAGAAUGUUAAAGCAACGACAGAGAUCAAAGAAGAUCCUGAAUUAUGGAGAGACAUUCAGGCCAAUGUGCGUAAAAUGGACGACCUCUAUGAUGCUACGUUCUACACCUGGCUCAGAUCCGAGGACAAUGUCCUUGUUACGGCCUCAUACCUGCAGCGCCUCGCAGGCGAGUAUAGUUUGGAGAGGAUUGAACAUGCGUUGUGCUGGCUCGUCAAUGGCUGGCGCCUAGAAUCCAUCGCCAUCCUGGUCAAACAGGUCACAUUUGACUGGGCAAUCACUAAGGGCGACCAAGGUGAGAUCAACAGAGCAAAGCUCGUAUUGGCGUUGACAGACAACUGGGCUAUCCAGUACAUUGCUCGCCUAGCUUGCACACUUCUGACUAGCGCAACAGCCUCGUCACCUCCACCUCCCGUGCUCAAAUCCUCAUCCACACAUUCACGCAUGUCCUCCAUGCCUGGUGCAUCUAUGGGACCGUCCACUCUGGGCAUGACAACAACCGUGCUAGGCGCAGAUGGACACUCACUGACGAGCACAUCCCGGCCAUCCACUCCUCCACUCUCUCUACGGGCUGCUGCAUCUUCAUCACCUUCCUCUCCUUCAUCGUCCGUGGUAACUUCACCUGUCUUCUCCACCUUCACUCCUCAGCCAACUCAUGGCCGACGCAUGGCUGUAUCCCGAAGAUUGGGCUCUCCUAUAUACGCACCCGCAUCCACAGCUGACGAUGCGGCACAUCAGCUAGGGCGGCCAACGUUGGCAGUAGGUCCAGUAUCACCAGCUUUAAUCCUUGGAUCUCGUCGCAGUGGACACUUUCGUCAAACAUCAUCCACUCUUCCCGUGCAGCAACGACAACAACAGCAGGAUCAUACCCAACAAGGGAUUUCUAUGUCUCCUAUGCAAACGUCCUCAUCAUCCACUUCAAUGAUGCCUGCGAUGCCAAUAUACCCUUCUCAUCAACAGACGAGCUAUCACUCUCACCAUUGCACUUUGUCACACCAUCAACACCCAGCACAUCAACAACAGCCAUUGCACUAUCCCCUCUCCCGAGGCAUUCAUCAGGCUUCAAGGAACCAUAGCUCACACUCACACAUUCGACAGCAAUCACAACCAGGAACUAUUUCUGCCUCAAAACAGCACUGGCUACAACAACAGUCUCCCUACUCGAGCAACCCCGUCUUUUACAUGAAUAAGUCUCUUUUCAUGGAAGAGCUGUCUAGAAAAUGGAGCUUCUGUCGUCUUUCAGAAUUUUUCCAAUGCAUGGAUCCAGCAUCGGGUAUCAGUCAUCGGUUCAAAUGCAAACUCCUAAAGGAGAGUGCCCUCAAGGAAGAAUCUAAUCAGACGCAAUCGUCAGGAUCAUCUACUAAGGUUGUUAUUACAGCUACCACUACAACACCGGCUCAACAUCAUCAUUAUCAACAACAGCAACAACAACAACAACAACAACAACAGCGACAACAGCGACAACAACAGCGACAACAGCGACAACAACAGCAACAACAGCAACAACAACAGGAAAAGCAGCAGCAACAGGAAUGUCAUCAGUUGACGGGACAUAGAGAUAGUAACUGGGCUAAUACUGCUCAAACAAUUGAGGAUGCAUCGAUGUCGCCCAUGGCUCAAACACCAUCAACAACAGAUGGCUCAAGUGAUGUGAUUAUGGCUGAAAGUGAUGAGCACGGUUAUGAUACUUCAUCAACCACUUCAUCAUCCUCUUCCCCUUCUCCUUCCACAUCCUUAACAUCACCAUCAUCAACACAAUCAACUCCAGCUUCGACAUGGGGUGCUUUCCAGUCGCCACACUUGCUGCAAAGCGAACGGAAUAGUUGUGAGCAGACAUCUCUACAUCCUUUUGAUAGCGGUGUAGACUCUACAACCGCAACUUCAUCAUCUAAUGUUUGCAAGAAUGUAUGUGUGCCGGUUCCUAUCAACGUAACCCCAUUGCAAAAUGAACAGCCUCAGUUUCAUUCUCUUCAGACCACUUUCUCUCAUGGGGACUACAAUGAUGACAUGAAUUCUGGAUUGAAUCGUGGAUGCAAGAAUACGGAUGGGGGUCAUCAACACUGUCGCGCCCAGACAGUUGAGGCUAUCAUGUCUGGCAGUCGAGUGAUGACAGGGUCGCUCAUGUCAGCAUCAUCCUCAUCAUGCUCCUCCUCGUCUUCUGCUUCGUCCCACACCUCUACGUCCGCAGCAUCUGCUUCACUCUCGACAUUGACUCUAACAGAGUCCGGGAUGGAACAAACGAAUGCCAUUAGACCUAUGUCGCAGCCACGAUCACAUCAACAUCAGCAUCAUCACCAAUCGUCAUUUUCGUCAAAUUAUCCGACAGCAGGGCUCUAUCGUCAUGCAACGACGAUCGCUGGAGGACCUGUAUCGUCUUCGUCCUCGACUCCAGUAGCGGCAUCAUCAUCAACCAGUGUUAUGAGUAUCCAUACAAACGCGAACACGAAUACAAAUGUAACGACUAGCUCGCGUCUUACUCAUGAUUCAACAUCUGCUAAACGUAAGAAUUCUCUUGGAGUCGGUCUGGUACCACCUUCACACUGUUCUUCAUUCUCAUCAACCUCUUCAGCUUCAGCAACAGGACAUUCAUCUUCGAAUGAUUCAUCUUUGUCUUCAUCAUCUGCUAUCUUCCCAGGUGCGCGCCGUACAAGCACCAGUACUAGCACGACGAAUGAGGAUUUGAAGCGACUUCGAUGCAGCCGACAGAACAGUACUUCAUCAACGACUGGUAUCUAAAAAAAAUACGCGAU